AUGGACGAUGGACGGAAAAAAGAAUUGCAUGAUUUGAACACCCGAGCUUGGAAUGGCGAAGAAGUCUUUCCCCUGAAAAGUAAAAAACUGGAUUCCAGUAUAAAGAGAAACACUGGCUUUAUAAAAAAACUAAAGAAGGGUUUUGUGAAAGGUUCAGAAUCUUCAUUAUUGAAAGAUUUAAGUGAGGCGUCCUUGGAAAAGUACCUAUCAGAGAUAAUAGUGACGGUAACAGAAUGUCUGCUAAAUGUUUUGAAUAAAAAUGAUGACGUAAUUGCCGCUGUUGAGAUCAUAAGUGGACUUCAUCAAAGGUUCAAUGGCCGAUUUACUAGUCCGCUUUUAGGAGCUUUUUUACAAGCUUUUGAGAACCCCUCUGUUGACAUUGAAUCCGAAAGAGAUGAGCUUCAAAGGAUAACCAGAGUUAAAGGUAAUCUUCGGGUAUUUACCGAGCUUUAUUUAGUUGGAGUUUUUAGAACAUUGGAUGAUAUUGAGUCGAAAGAUGCUAUUCCAAACUUCCUACAGAAGAAAACUGGGCGAAAGGAUCCGUUGUUAUUCAGUAUUCUCAGAGAGAUUCUUAAUUAUAAGUUCAAAUUGGGCUUUACUACCACUAUUGCGACCGCAUUUAUUAAGAAAUUUGCACCUUUGUUUCGCGACGAUGAUAAUUCUUGGGAUGAUUUAAUAUAUGACUCGAAGUUAAAAGGUGCGUUACAGUCUCUGUUUAAGAAUUUUAUAGACGCCACUUUUGCGAGGGCCACAGAACUGCAUAAGAAGGUCAAUAAACUGCAAAGAGAACAUCAGAAAUGCCAAAUAAGAACGGGAAAAUUGAGAGAUGAGUACGUAGAGGAGUACGACAAGUUACUUCCAAUAUUCAUUAGGUUCAAGACAUCUGCAAUUACUUUGGGAGAAUUUUUUAAGUUAGAAAUUCCGGAGCUUGAAGGUGCCUCUAAUGAUGAUCUGAAAGAAACAGCUUCUCCAAUGAUCACGAAUCAGAUAUUGCCACCCAACCAACGAUUAUGGGAAAAUGAAGAUACAAGGAAAUUUUAUGAAAUCUUACCAGAUAUCUCAAAAACAGUAGAAGAAUCACAAUCUUCUAAAACAGAAAAAGAUUCAAACGUUAACUCAAAAAAUAUCAAUCUAUUCUUUACGGAUUUGGAAAUGGCAGAUUGUAAAGAUAUAAUCGAUGACCUUUCAAAUAGAUAUUGGUCAUCAUAUUUGGACAACAAAGCCACAAGAAAUCGAAUAUUGAAAUUUUUCAUGGAAACACAAGAUUGGAGCAAACUGCCAGUGUAUUCCAGAUUUAUUGCAACAAAUAGCAAAUAUAUGCCGGAAAUUGUUUCUGAGUUUAUUAACUACCUAGACAAUGGCUUCAGGAGUCAAUUACAUUCUAAUAAGAUUAACGUUAAAAACAUCAUCUUCUUCAGUGAAAUGAUUAAAUUUCAAUUAAUACCAUCGUUUAUGAUUUUUCAUAAGAUUAGAACAUUAAUCAUGUAUAUGCAAGUUCCAAAUAACGUAGAAAUUUUGACGGUUUUGUUGGAGCACUCAGGGAAAUUUCUGCUAAAUAAGCCAGAAUAUAAGGAAUUAAUGGAAAAAAUGGUCCAACUAAUCAAGGAUAAAAAAAAUGAUAGGCAAUUGAACAUGAACAUGAAAAGCGCCUUAGAAAACAUAAUUACUUUACUUUAUCCCCCUUCUGUAAAAUCAUUAAAUGUUACGGUAAAAACAAUAACGCCUGAACAACAGUUUUAUCGCAUAUUAAUUAGAAGUGAACUAAGUAGCCUAGACUUCAAACACAUUGUCAAGUUGGUUCGGAAAGCUCACUGGGACGAUGUAGCUAUUCAGAAAGUGCUGUUUUCUCUGUUUUCAAAACCACAUAAGAUUAGCUAUCAAAAUAUUCCCUUAUUAACAAAAGUUCUAGGCGGUCUAUACAGUUACCGCCGCGAUUUCGUCAUCAGAUGUAUAGACCAAGUACUGGAAAACAUUGAGCGAGGCUUAGAAAUUAACGAUUAUGGACAAAACAUGCAUAGAAUAUCAAAUGUCAGAUACUUAACUGAAAUAUUCAACUUUGAAAUGAUAAAAUCCGAUGUUUUGUUAGAUACUAUCUACCACAUUAUUCGGUUUGGUCAUAUCAACAAUCAACCCAAUCCAUUUUAUUUAAACUACUCAGAUCCACCGGAUAAUUAUUUCAGGAUUCAACUAGUCACUACAAUUCUGUUAAAUAUCAACAGGACCCCUGCAGCUUUUACUAAGAAAUGCAAACUUUUGCUGAGGUUUUUCGAGUAUUAUACUUUUAUUAAAGAACAACCUUUACCCAAGGAAACAGAAUUCAGAGUUUCAAGCACAUUUAAAAAAUAUGAGAAUAUUUUCGGAAACACUAAAUUUGAAAGGUCAGAAAAUUUGGUAGAAAGUGCCUCAAGGUUGGAAAGUUUACUGAAAUCAUUAAACGCAAUAAAAAGUAAAGACGACAGAGUGAAGGGAUCUUCUGCAAGCAUUCACAACGGUAAGGAGAGUGCUGUUCCUAUCGAGUCAAUCACCGAAGAUGAUGAGGAUGAAGAUGAUGAAAACGACGAUGGUGUCGAUUUACUAGGAGAAGAUGAAGACGCGGAGAUAAGUACACCGAACACAGAGUCAGCGCCAGGAAAACAUCAGGCAAAGCAAGACGAAAGUGAAGAUGAAGACGAUGAGGACGAUGACGAGGAUGAUGACGAUGACGAUGACGAUGAUGAUGAUGAUGGAGAAGAAGGCGAUGAGGAUGAUGAUGAAGAUGAUGAUGAUGAGGAUGAUGAUGAUGAAGAAGAAGAAGACAGCGACUCUGAUUUGGAGUAUGGUGGUGAUCUUGACGCAGACAGAGAUAUUGAAAUGAAACGAAUGUAUGAAGAGUACGAGAGAAAACUAAAGGAUGAGGAAGAAAGGAAAGCGGAAGAAGAAUUGGAAAGGCAAUUUCAGAAAAUGAUGCAAGAAUCCAUAGACGCAAGGAAAAGCGAAAAGGUUGUUGCCAGUAAAAUUCCAGUAAUUUCGAAGCCAGUCAGCGUUCAAAAACCUUUAUUAUUAAAAAAGAGUGAAGAACCUUCUUCAAGCAAGGAGACCUACGAAGAGUUAUCCAAGCCAAAGAAGAUUGCAUUUACGUUCUUGACUAAAAGCGGUAAGAAGACACAAUCAAGAAUUUUACAAUUACCAACGGAUGUGAAAUUUGUCUCUGAUGUCCUUGAAGAAGAAGAGAAACUAAAAACCGAGCGAAACAAGAUUAAAAAGAUUGUUUUAAAACGUUCUUUCGACUGA
Messenger RNA from Saccharomyces cerevisiae S288C, 3270 nucleotides. It is a transcript of the gene NMD2, whose product is annotated as Nmd2p. Lineage: Eukaryota; Fungi; Ascomycota; Saccharomycetes; Saccharomycetales; Saccharomycetaceae. Gene Ontology annotation, cellular component: cytoplasm. The record is from RefSeq and is marked reviewed. Gene Ontology annotation, molecular function: RNA binding. Bases 1 to 3270 code for a protein of 1089 amino acids. Gene Ontology annotation, biological process: nuclear-transcribed mRNA catabolic process, nonsense-mediated decay. The transcript is spliced from 2 exons.